AUGUCGAGCACGUCAGCCAAGCGUCCUUCGGCCAAGCGCGCCCAUCCCAAGUACAGCGAGAUGGUCGCCGCCGCCCUCAGGGCCCUCAAGGAGCGCAACGGGUCCUCCCGCCAAGCCAUCCUCAGGUUCAUCGUCGCUUCCUUCCAGGUCGGGGACGAGAGGACCGCCGGCGUGCACCUGAAGCAGGCGCUGAGGAGGGGCGUCGCCAGCGGAUCCCUGCAGCAGACCAAGGGCGCCGGCGCCUCCGGCUCCUUCAAGCUCUCCAAGGAGGAGCUGAAGAAGGCUGCGCCCAGGAAGGACUCGGCCAAGAAGAAGGUGACGAAGAACGAGAAGAUUCGGGGUAAGGUGACGGCAAAGAAGCCCAGCGCUAAGACUGCAACAAAGAAAGCCACUACUAAGACUGCAACAGAGAAAGCCAGCGCUAAGACUGCAACAAAGAAACCCAGCGCUAAGACUGCAACAAAGAAAGCCACUACUAAGACUGUAACAAAGAAUCUCGGUACACCAAAGAACGGAGCAACAAAGAAAUCAACAACAAAGACGGCGACAGCAAAGAAACACUCUGCCAAGAAAACAGCAUAAAAAAACAAACCACAAAGAAUGAGAGGAGCUAACGAUCAUCCUGUAAUUUUUUAAAGUUAUAUUAUUGGCAACUGUUGAUUUAUAUUGCAGCUAUUUUUAAGGAUGAUUAUUUACGUAU
Messenger RNA from Penaeus monodon (black tiger shrimp), 700 nucleotides. Its product is annotated as histone H1-delta-like. Gene Ontology annotation, biological process: negative regulation of DNA recombination; chromosome condensation; nucleosome assembly. The record is from RefSeq and is a predicted model, not a curated record. Gene Ontology annotation, cellular component: nucleus; nucleosome. Gene Ontology annotation, molecular function: nucleosomal DNA binding; structural constituent of chromatin; double-stranded DNA binding. Bases 1 to 582 code for a protein of 193 amino acids. NCBI's taxonomy places the organism in Eukaryota, Metazoa, Arthropoda, Malacostraca, Decapoda, Penaeidae. The transcript has a single exon.